AUGGCCAGUUUUUGCUGUCCUUAUGGAAGAUUUUUGACUCUUGAGGCACGUGUCCCGGGCCACGCUUUAUAUGCUUCUAGACGUUCUAAAUCAUGCUCCGGAGACGAGCAAUGA
Messenger RNA from Sclerotinia sclerotiorum 1980 UF-70, 114 nucleotides. RefSeq lists its product with no specific name. The record is from RefSeq and is a predicted model, not a curated record. The transcript is spliced from 2 exons. NCBI's taxonomy places the organism in Eukaryota, Fungi, Ascomycota, Leotiomycetes, Helotiales, Sclerotiniaceae. Bases 1 to 114 code for a protein of 37 amino acids.